CUCGGUGCUGUGACGGACUGUGAAUGCCAAGUGGGAGAAUAUGUUUUUUAUAAACCAGAAAGUGUAGAAACAUCUGGUUUCUUGGCAAACAUGCUGAAGAGUUAUAUUGGUGGCUCUGGUGUUUACCAGAUCUGUCACAUGGUUGGGCUGCAAAAGACAAUCCUUUUGUUUUUUAUUGGUGUUUUUCAUACAUUCAGCUUUUUAAAAAUCAGAUAAAUGUACUUAGCAGUUAUAACUUUACAUAAAAGCAGCCUGAAGGUGAAGACAGAAGCCAUUUAACUCUCAAUGUGUUAUUUUAACACAGACUAAGAAGAACAAAUCCAUAUGAUUAAUCAUAUGAUUAUAAUUGCUUGCAGUUAUGGAGAUAAUCUGCAAUCAAGAUCCUUGCACCUGAUAAGAGGCAGAACUUUAUGAAAUAUUUCAAAAUCUUUUAAGCAUGGCCCCUGUGCAUUCUUCUUCUUUACCUGCCGCUCCCAGCAGGAAAUCCCUGAUGAGCAUGCCAAAAACUUUCAUCACAAUGUUUACUCAUAGAAGAAUACUGAUAUUUCCCGAUAGUUUUUUUAUCAAAAAUAAAACAAAGCAAAGCAAAUUUUCCCCCCAACAAUUUAUCUAAACUCUGUGGUUAUUUAAGGAUUAUAUUAAGAGCAUCAUUUCAAACAUCUGUGAGUACAAUCCUUAUCAAUCGUUUAAAUUUCUUUGUAAUCUAUUUUAAUUGCUGGAGGAGAAGUGGGGGUAGAAUAACUUUUACAUUUACAAAGUAAUCCAAGCAAGCAAGUCCUAUUGAACUCAAUGGGGCUCAAGUUUUGAAUAUACAUGUCUAGGAUUGCACUGUAAGAGCAUGGGUCACCAAUGUGGUACCUGUGGGCACACAGCUGCCCACAGGAGCCGCAUCGGAUGCUCCCAGGGUCUCACCCCCCUGCUGAAAUUAGCUAAAGAUGGCUUCUUCCAAGGGUAAUAGAAUGAUUAUUUUUUUCAGGCCUAAUAGAGGCAUGAGGUGAUUUUAGUGGGGUUACAGCUUGGGAAGGGAGAGUUGCAGCAUGCAUGUACUGCUCAAACUGUUCCUUUGUUUUGCAAAUGUGACCACAGGCCCAAAAAGAAUAGUAACAUCUGGUAAAGGGCUUAGGGUCUGACUUCCUUGAUUUUAGGCCUUGCUUACUGCUCUAAUAAUGGGUGAUAUCUUCCAUCCGAGGUUGACCACAAAUACAAAGAUUGUUUGCAUACUGGAGCUUUUUGUAGCAGCCAUCCAAGGCUAUGGUGGGAAUCACUUAGAAAUAGCAUAGCUAAGGUGGCACUGGGCUGGCUGUGGCACUGAGGCCCACCUGAAAGUGGUACAAGGCCCAAAGAUGAAUCCCAGCGCAGUGUUUGAGAAACACUGGUCUAAUCCAUUUUAUGUUCCUAAAAACAAACAAAAGCAUCCCUGAAAUAUAAGUAAAAAGCAGAAAAGCAGAGGCAGAGGGAGAAAGAACCGCUGAAUUAUUCAUAAAAUAUUUGUCCUGCCUUAACACAAUGCAGCUUACGUGUAUGUACACACAUACACACACAUUAUCCAGAUAAAAUGUAGGAAAUGAGUUACAAUAAGAUACCUGAAAUGAAGGACAGACAGCAGCUUUUCUUCUUUGAAGUACAUCUGAGGACAUCUGGUACACUUUAAAGAAGGAAAUUACUGCCACCAAGUAUUAUUUCUAAUUGACGAAGGUCACUCAUAUAGAGAGGACUGGACAUGAUGCAGAUCUGAAAAUGACAUUUUCCUGAAGUACAUGGCUACUUAGAUCUGAGACACCAGUUGAUAUCUGAACAGCCGGGCCUUAAAUCAUGUUUACUCAAAUCCCACUGAUUUCAAGUGGGUUCACUUCAAAGUUUAGGUUGCUUCAGACUGCAAUCUUACUGCAGAGUCUCAAAGCCCGACAUUCUUUGAUCACAUUUGAACUCUGUCCUCAUUACAGAGCUUGUAUUGCUUCAGGUUGUUAUUGUUCCAGAUGAGGACAGCAUUUUGAGUCCCUCAUCAUACAGACUAAUUUACUUCUCAUGAUCUCUUUGGCUCAACUGCUUCAAACCCUGUCUGGGCCUCAAGUUUAAGAACAACUUCAAAUUCCCAAAUCAACCUUAACCUUAUUUUUGAAGGCAAUUUUACCAGCAUAUGGGGCUACCUGCCAUAAUGGAAAUAGAUUUGCUAGGCUGAGAUUAAAUAAAUGUACCAGUCUAGCACUCAUGAUUCAUGGUUGCCUUAUGAUAUUAAUUAUCAAGGGAUGCCUUUUAUUCCAGAAUACACAUCCUGUGGUUGCUCCAGAUUUCAGUACAAUAUUUCCAAGGUCACUUUUUCAGAUUAGACAGGGCCCCUCACUUUACAGUUUGGUGACAGCUUUACCAGCUCAAUCUCAGUGCAUGCCUAACCAUUGAUUAAUUGCAUGCAUAUAUCGUAUUUUAUUGCACUACAAUCUGAAUUACACAGAAUUAAAAUUGUAAUAAAGCAAAAUACAAUACUGUAUAAAAAGAAGCAAUAAAAACAAAAAUGCCAUAUUCAACCACAAAUCGACAAACAUGCCACAGACCACCUGAAUAAAGCUCGCACGCCACACACACACACACAAAAAGCACCCAAUAAUACUGGGAAGUGCAGUUUAAUAGUGCUGGAAAUUGUAGUUCUGCUGGGUAAACUACAGCGCCUACAAUUCUUGGAGGCUGGAUGUGCUUUAAAUGUACGAUGCAUAAACAGCCAAGAAAAGAAACUAUCCCUUUUGCGACUCUCAGCAGAACUAGCAGACAACCCAAGGCCACCACAUAAUUUAACAUUCUGGCACCCCUCAGGGCCUCAGAGAUAUAUGCAGCACAUUGUAAGGGGUUGGACUAGAUGACCCACCAGAUCCCUUCUAUGAUUCUGGGAUUCUCCUCCAUAGGAUCACGCCCACCAGGCCUGAACCAAGCCACGUCUCAAGCAGCUCCACCACCCAACUGAAGGGUGAACCACCGACCGCACCAGACAAUCCGCUGGCACAUAAAUUUGCAACCCUGGGCAAGUCCUACAGCGUCCCUGAAUAACGAAGCCCUCAGGCUCUUAAAAUACAUCAGCACUGUACAGAUUUCAUGUGAUCAUAUAAGCAUGAACAACCGGCCAGGAAACCCCAACAGCUCAAGGAGGCCAUGGUCAAUAUGCUUGGAUGACCGAUUCAGUUUAGUUCAUCAAAUCAAAAGAAAGCAGUGCCGUCUAUAUUCACUGGGACUGGGCAGUGACAACAACCAGUUUGAGAUCAGCAUGGCCAAUAGUGGAUGUGAGGUGCAUCGCUUUGACCCCAGUAUCAAACCGGCACAUAUUCAGAAAGGACAGCGCCUCUGGUACCAUCGCCUUUCCAUUGACUGGCGGGAUCCAAAUCCAAUGAUUGUGGCUCAUAAGCUUCGUACCAACACCAAGAAGCUUGGCACUGUAUUAAAUGACUUUGGACACCACAAGAUCGAUAUACUCAAGGCAGAUAUGGAAAGUGCAGAGUGGAAAAUUUUGGAAAACCUGAUCCUAGAGGACGUUGUGGAACACAUAGGGCAACUGGUCUUGGAAAUCCAUGUUCAUUGGCCGGGAUUUGAGGUCAGCGGCAAUGACAGCACUGUGGUUCGAUACUGGUACAGUCUCCUAAAAGAGCUAGAACUGAAAGACUUCAGGCUUUUUCACACUUACAAAGACUUAUCAAAACCACAGAUGUUCCUAAAAAGGGAAGCCUUCAACGCAAGUAGUAGUUAUACACUGAGCUGGGUGAAUACAAGAUGGAAAUAGGGCUCCGGCCUACAGAACAGAACUGUGACUCAUCCCCUUCAGCGGUACUAUUGAAGGUGAGUUCAGAGACACACUUUAAAAAAUUACCCAAUGCGCAAAUAAAGCAGCUGUGGUAUAUGAUAAAAAUAUGUUUUUGUUCCCCCACCAAAGUGGGAAGGCAUAGCUUCUAUAUCAGGCUUCCUCAACCUUGGCCCUCCAGCUGUUUUGAGACUACAAUUUCCAUCAUCCCUGACCACUGGUCCUGCUAGCUAGGGAUCAUGGGAGUUGUAAGCCAAAAUCAUCUGGAGGGCAGAGGUUGAGGAAGCCUGUUCUAUACCCUAGAAGAGUUGAGGCCUGAAUUUAAAGUAUUUUGUUUACUUUGUCUAUGCACUUGGCUGCUGCCCAGCUCAAGCCUGUUGAGAUGUUUUCAUCAUCAUACUGAUUAAAAACUCAAAAUGUGGAAAAUAAGUUCUUUCUUCAUGGCCGAAUAGCACCCCCCCAAAAGCUGUCAAAUACUAAGUUUUCUGCUUUGGGGCGGGGGCUAAGAUUAUCAGGAUGGUGGUUUACAACAUAUGCUGUUAUUAACUGCCCAUCAUGUGUGAAAUGUGUCUUGUGCAGCCAUGCACAAGUACAAAACAGUUGUGUAAAUUCACACAGCAACAGCCAAGGUUUUCAAAAGGCAAUUCAGAUUGGGGCUUCUGGGGGAAUUAAGCCCCCUGCAAUUGUCCUAUCUGAAUCCUCCCAAAGUGGCACACAGGUGCCUGUAUGCUUCACACCCAUGGGGCAAACAGCUGUUUGAGGAGGCAUGCAGAACUGGGACUAUGUUAGCAAUGAAAAAGGUGAAACCUUUCCUCUCUCCAUGCUAUGACUCCACUACAAACACCCCCCAAACAGCUGAUUUUAAGUUUAAAAAACUGUGAGGAGAUCAUACCUAGUUAGGCCCUUAGAUGAAGCACAUGUAGCUGUGGUUGGGUAGAUGGGAAACACAAAUUUGGCAGCAGUAAUUUAUUGAUGCAUGUAUUCAGAAUGAAAAAGUAGUUUAGUACCAUAUUUUUCACUCCAUAGGACGCACCUUUCCCGUCCUAAAAAUGAAAGGGAAAAUAUCUGUGUGUCCUAUGGAGUGAAGGCUAGAGCAGCGUGCAGCAGGAAACGGGCUCUCCGGUCAACUCCUUGACAGCGGGCGGGGAGGAGAGCCCCCUCCUCGCCCACUGUCAAGGAGGCGCCUCAGAGCCCAUUUCCCACGGCUACCAAGCCUGCCCCUGCCAGAGCCGGCAGCAGCAGAGGGGUGCUGCUAAUUCUUCCCUGCCAACCCCAUUCGCGAAAACAAGCCUGCUUUUGCGAAUGGGGUUGGUGGGGAGCAACUAGCAGCAUCUCCUCUGCCUCCCCCCGCCUCCGCCGCGAUCGGCAGGGGCGAGGGGGAGGCAGGAUCAUCCCGAAAUUGGGCUUUUCUGCCCCCCUCCUCCUCUGCGAUCGCAGGGGGGGUGGGAGGGAGGGGCAGCCCCAAAGCAUGGCUUUGGGGCGGUUCCUUCAUCCCGUGGACAGCAACUCUCUCUCACACCCUUUCCAUCUGUCCCUCCCUUCUUUCUUUCACUCUCUCUCACCCCUUCCUUCCUUCCCUCCUUCCUUCUUGAGGCUGUCCUCAAGGUGAGUGGAGGGAUGGACGGGAGCCCCUUCCACCCCUCCUCCCAGCCUUUUAGAGGCGGAAAACCAGAAAAAUAUUUUUCUGGUUUUCCGCCUCUAAAAAUGAGGUGUGUCCUAUGGAGCGAAAAAUGCGGUAGCUAUAAUGUAGUAUUCUUACAUGCUUCAUCCACUAUAAAUGCCAUGUUAUCAGAAAUGUGUGAAGCGGUUCUAGAUUUCUGAAGAUGCUGCACACCUUCAACUGUAGAAAUGUACAGCACAAAGAAAUUCUCCCACAAUAUUUUAAUAUAAUAAAUUCAAUGAAAGUUAAAUUUACACUCUGGCACUGCAGAGAACUAGGCAGUUACAACUUAAAUAAAGAGUAAAAAGAAAGGAAGGAAGAAGCAGCAGCCACCUGCAGACAAUGCUAGAGAUGUUACACUAAGCUGGUAUCCAUCUUUUAAUAUAAAACAUUUAUUAAAAAUAAGAUCUGUAAAAAGGAGGUUUGAGACAUAUGUACAGUAGUUUAGCACAAAACACACAAUUCUAUGAAAUAAAAAUAGAUAUUAAAGUGCCCAUUUACAAGACUUAGGUGGUCAAAUGGCAAUGAAGCCGCAAUGUGCUUUCAAUUAUACCUUCUUGGAAGCAUUUCCAUAAAGGCAGUAAUUCACUAAUUGCACAAGCUCCACUGGCUGAAUGGGGCCUAUGCUAAAACAGCAUUUGAUGAAUUGCUCGUUAACUGUCUUAUAUACAUAUAUACAUAAUAUUCUUUGGAUUUAUUUUAUUAUAAAAAGAGAAUCUUUGAGUAAGAAUAGAAACCUGACUUGUCAAUAAUAAUUAUAAAAAAAGGAGUCAUGAUAAAAUUGUAGCGAGUUUCUUAGCAUGUAUCCAAAUCCAUGCAUCUGCAAAUAUAAUGGGAUUGAAAAAAAUACCUGGAGGUGAGGGAGCAUAAAGUGUAUUUCCUAUCCCAUCUCACCUCAGUGAAUGGAAUUGGUUGUUUGGGGGGGGGCGGCUGAUAGGAAGGGUGUGGAUUGCUGAAUAUUGGGCUCCUGCAAAAAGAAGGUGCCCCCACCCAAUUUUUGGUGACUGCUGCUUUAGCCCCCAUGUACUACAGCCCACCCCACUCAGCAGCAUGCCCUAACACCCAGGAAAGGCCUUUUGGUAGUGGGAGGAGCUAUUAAAAGUACCUCAUGCUCACCACAUUUCGUAAGCAUUUCUCUGAUCUAACCCAUUAGCUAUAUCCAUCUGCUCCCCACAAAAUGGAUAAUGGUGAAGAGAAACAUCCAGGACUUGAUGGAACCCAUCUUGGAGCUAGAGGAAGAUUAAGCAUAGAAACAGAUAGACAUCCUCUGCCUACCUGGGUCUCUGCACUAGGCUUUCCUUCAUAUUUUCAAGCAGGGCUGUUGAGUUUGAGGGGAUUGCCCUCACAAAGAAACAACAACCGUGUUGCACAUAUAAAAUCUUUGUGUAUUUCAACAUAACCAACAACUGCUGUUAA
Molecule: messenger RNA, 6854 nt
Organism: Zootoca vivipara (common lizard)
Lineage: Eukaryota; Metazoa; Chordata; Lepidosauria; Squamata; Lacertidae
Source: RefSeq, a predicted model, not a curated record